Notechis scutatus (mainland tiger snake) is the source of this 1038-nucleotide messenger RNA. RefSeq names its product vomeronasal type-2 receptor 26-like. The record is from RefSeq and is a predicted model, not a curated record. Lineage: Eukaryota; Metazoa; Chordata; Lepidosauria; Squamata; Elapidae. Gene Ontology annotation, cellular component: plasma membrane. Gene Ontology annotation, biological process: G protein-coupled receptor signaling pathway. Gene Ontology annotation, molecular function: G protein-coupled receptor activity.
AAAAGACCUCAUUCACUGUGCAAUGACAAUUGUCAUUCAGGUUCAAGUAAGACCAAGUUAGAAGGGAAACCCUUUUGCUGCUAUAGGUGCCGUCCAUGUCCAGAGGGGAAGAUUGCCAAUCAGAAAGACAUGGAUGAUUGUUUACCAUGCCCAGAAGGACAAUAUCCAAACAACAACCAUGACUCAUGCCUUCCAAAGCGCAUAGUUUUUCUGUCAUAUGAAGACCCGUUAGGGACCAGUUUGGCCACUACUGCAAUUGUCUUUGCUUGCAUUGCCACUGCAGUGCUUGGGAUCUUCAUCAAAUACCAGGACACUCCCAUAGUCAAGGCCAACAACCGGAACAUCACCUACCUUCUUCUCAUCUCCCUUGUGCUCUCAUUCCUUUGCAGUUUAUUAUUCAUUGGAAAGCCUGAAAUGGUGACCUGCCUUUUGCGACAAACUGCUUUUGGGAUUGUCUUCACAGUCGCCAUUUCAUGUAUAUUGGCCAAAACCAUCAUUGUAAUUUUAGCUUUCAUGGCUUCAGUGCCUGGAUCCAAGAUGAGGAGGUGGUUGGGCAAACGAUUAGAUAAUUAUAUUGUUGUUUUCUGUUUCUUCGUUGAAGUUGUUAUUUGCAUUGUAUGGCUUGUAACCUCACCCCCAUACUCAGAUGCUGAUAUGAACUUAGUGGCAGAUGAAAUCAUCCUUGGAUGUAAUGAAGGCUCUACUCUCAUGUUUUACUGUGUCUUAUUCUCCCUGCUUUUCCUUGCCAUUGUUGGUUUCUGUGUGGCUUUCCAAGCACGGCAUUUACCAGACAGUUUUAAUGAAACCAAGUUUAUCUCCUUCAGCCUGUUAUGUUUUUGCAGUGUCUGGUUGUCCUUUUUCCCAACCUAUCUGAGUACCAAGGGGAAAUACAUGGUGGCUGUGGAGAUCUUUUCUAUUCUCUCUUCCAGUGCAGGGUUACUGGGUUGCAUCUUUUUCCCAAAAUGCUUUGUUAUUCUACUAAGACCUGAUCUGAAUGACAAAAAGCAGUUGAUGAGAGCAAAGAAAGAAGAACUAUAA